This is a messenger RNA of Notolabrus celidotus (New Zealand spotty), 2123 nucleotides long. It is a transcript of the gene idh3g, whose product is annotated as isocitrate dehydrogenase (NAD(+)) 3 non-catalytic subunit gamma. Gene Ontology annotation, biological process: isocitrate metabolic process; tricarboxylic acid cycle. The coding region runs from base 54 to 1244 and encodes 396 amino acids. Gene Ontology annotation, molecular function: magnesium ion binding; NAD binding; oxidoreductase activity, acting on the CH-OH group of donors, NAD or NADP as acceptor. Gene Ontology annotation, cellular component: mitochondrion. Lineage: Eukaryota; Metazoa; Chordata; Actinopteri; Labriformes; Labridae. The transcript is spliced from 13 exons. The record is from RefSeq and is a predicted model, not a curated record.
CACAAUCACCACGCCUCCGUCCUCGUGCCCGCGACCAUCACUUCCAAAUCAAGAUGGCUGCCCACAGUGCUGUACUCUCGAUGUCCAAAAUUAUUAAUCCUUUCUGGGGUGGACGCCUUGGAAAUACGGUUAAAGUAUUUGGAACAACUCUGACAAGUCACAGGAACAAGACUUUGCUGACUGGAGAAAACAUUCCUCCUCCAGCAAAGUAUGGAGGCAGACACACUGUGACUCUCAUUCCUGGAGAUGGAAUCGGUCCAGAGCUGCUCAAUCAUGUCCGAGAGGUGUUCAGGUUCAGCUGUGUUCCUGUUGACUUUGAGGUGGUGCAUGUCAACUCUGCCCUGGAGACCGAGGAUGAUAUCAAUAAUGCUAUUACUGCUAUCCGCCGUAAUGGAGUUGCUCUCAAAGGUAACAUUGAAACCAAACAUACCAUGGCGCCAUCUGUCAAAUCCAGAAAUAAUCUCCUACGCACAAGCUUGGACCUGUUUGCCAAUGUGAUGCACUGCCAGUCCCUCCCUGGAGUCCAGACUCGCCACAAGAACAUUGACAUCAUGAUCAUUAGGGAGAAUACAGAGGGAGAGUACAGCAGCCUGGAGCACGAGAGUGUGUCAGGGGUCGUGGAGAGCCUCAAAAUCAUCACUAGGAACAACUCCCUCAGGAUCGCUGAGUAUGCUUUCCGACUGGCCAGGGAGAAAGGCCGCCGUAGGGUCACUGCUGUUCACAAGGCCAACAUCAUGAAGCUUGGUGAUGGCCUGUUUCUGGAGUGCUGCAGAGAAGUGGCCUCUGGUUACCCGGACAUCACAUUUGACAGCAUGAUCGUGGACAACACCACCAUGCAGCUGGUGUCCAAGCCCCAGCAGUUUGAUGUGAUGGUGAUGCCCAACCUGUAUGGAAACAUAGUGAGCAACGUGUGUGCAGGCCUGGUGGGAGGGCCUGGCCUCGUGCCCGGGGCUAAUUACGGUCAUGCCUACGCUGUCUUUGAAACGGCCACGAGGAACACAGGGAAGAGCAUCGCUGACAGAAACAUUGCCAACCCCACUGCCAUGCUUCUUGCCAGCUGCAUGAUGCUGGACCACCUUAAGCUUUACGAUCAUGCAAGUUCUAUCCGAAAUGCUGUCCUCACCACCAUGAAUGAAACCCGGUUGCACACAGCUGAUAUCGGGGGUCAGGGCACCACUUUAGAGGUGGUCCAGUCCAUCAUGAGGCUCAUCCAGAGUAAAGGGCAGCUCACGUCUGACCUGUAAACCCAACUCAUCAGAGGUGGGAUUUUGAACAGGUGUCUGUAACUGGGACAGGUGCACAGUAUCCAAGAGGGAUGUCCAUGCAUGUUUGUUUCCAUGGCACCAUGUCCUUUCAAUGACAUCAGAAUGGUUCUGUUUUUUUUCUUAUCCACACAUCUUGCUUAUUCAUUCAAACAGAGACCUUAUAUUCACGUCCACCUUCGCACAUUUCUUACCUGUACCAGACCUUAAAAAAAGUUUACUUUCAGUAAAAUUCAAAUAUCACACACAUUUAGAUUGUUAUCCCACUGUAAGAAUAUAUUUUAUUUCCUGAGUUCAUCCGGUUCAGUCUGUUGAAAUUCCAUUUCUUACCAAUUCUCAUGACAUCCGAGGAGGCCUCUUUCCCAGCAUGUCAAUCAACAAACACGUAUUAGCUUCAGUACUGUUGAAAGUAUCCUGAAAUGGGCAUGCAGAGUCUUUAUUGCGAAUCAUUAUUUAUUUAUUUUAAUUGCAGCUCUGUUACAGCCUUUCAAUGAACCAAAAAUGUUCAAUGUUGAUUUAAUGCCUUUACUUUCUUCUGUCAUACUUUAAAUGUAAUCCUGUAAUGUCUGUCAUAUACUGUAAUACGCCUUGUGUUCACAUCAGAUCAACUGUAUUUUUAAAUGUUAUAUAUUCACUGCAUCAUCAGAAGAGGUAUGCAUCAAACAACUGUCAGAGGUCAACUUUUAUGUUUGUGCCAUUCUUACAUGUUUACUUAAGUUUGAAUCAUAUGAAAGUAUACUGUUGUCUUAACUUAAAAAGGGUUGGCUUUAACAUACCAGUGGAUGGGUUAUAUACUGUAUAACACAUAUAUUAUCAAUACAAAAAACAAUGUACAUUAAAGUGAACUUUAUGGACAAAGCA